AACUCGAUUUCGCAUUUGGGGCUGCAGUCGACAUCUCGAGUCGAAGGCUACCACGCUGCAAUGAAACUAUGGCUUCGCAACGCCACAUCCGAUCUACUCACUAUAUAUAAGCCAAUGGUACGUUGGUGGACUGAAAGCAUCGAAAAACACGAGCACGCCGUCAGCUCCGAGACAGAUAGCAUACUGACCGCCUUCAGAAAGGGUGUCUACGAAGAUGUCGUGUUGAAGAUCCACAAUCACGCGCUGAAAAGUGUGCAGAGCUCAUCCAGAACAUAG
Phytophthora sojae is the source of this 276-nucleotide messenger RNA. RefSeq lists its product as hypothetical. Lineage: Eukaryota; Oomycota; Peronosporomycetes; Peronosporales; Peronosporaceae. The transcript has a single exon. The record is from RefSeq and is a predicted model, not a curated record. The annotation marks the transcript as partial.